This is a messenger RNA of Monodelphis domestica (gray short-tailed opossum), 9788 nucleotides long. It is a transcript of the gene TRIM7, whose product is annotated as tripartite motif containing 7. The record is from RefSeq and is a predicted model, not a curated record. Lineage: Eukaryota; Metazoa; Chordata; Mammalia; Didelphimorphia; Didelphidae. Gene Ontology annotation, molecular function: protein binding; zinc ion binding.
UGGGCUUCAGACCACGCCCCUCCAAGGAGCCCCACCCCCUCAGUCAGUCUCCCGGCCCUAGCAGAUCCGCUGCUGGCAGAACGUAGCAGCCCAGAACUGGGGGUGUUGCAGCGGAAGCGGCGGCGGCGGCGGCGGCAGCGGCGGCAGCUGGAGCCGUCGAACCCGAUGGCUGCAGUGGGGCCGAGGUCUGGCCCUAGUGCCGGCGCAGAGGCUCUAGCCCUGGCGGCUGAGCUGCAUGGGGAGGCGACGUGCUCCAUCUGCCUAGAGCUCUUCCAGGACCCGGUGUCCAUCGAGUGUGGCCACAGCUUCUGCCGCUCUUGCAUCGCCCGCUGCUGGGAGCGCCCAGGGAUCCCGGUGUCGCCUGCCCCCCGUGCCCUGCCUUGCCCUCAGUGUCGGGAACCCGCCCGGCCGAGCCAGCUCCGCCCCAAUCGCCAGCUGGCCGGAGUGGCCAGUCUGCUCCGUCGAUAUAGUCUCUCCCCAUCUGGGGAUGGAGACGGGGAGGGCGCGGGGAGCCUGGUGUCUGGCUGCGUCCAGCACGGGGAGCCCCUAAAGCUCUACUGCCAGGAUGACGGUAGGGCCAUCUGCGUGGUAUGCGACCGCGCCCGAGAGCACCGCGCCCACGCCGUGUUGCCGCUGGAUGAGGCGGUGCAGGAGGCCAAGGAGAUGUUGGAGUCCCGGCUAGGAGCCCUGAAGAAGGAAUUGGAGGAGUUUGAAGAUUUUAAGUCCAUGGAGGAGAAGGAGAGCCGGGAGCUCCUGAAGCAAGUGACUGUGGAGCGGGAGAAGGUAGGGGCAGAGUUCCAAGCAUUGAGGGCCUUCUUGAUGGAGCAAGAAAGCCGGCUGGUGGGGCGCCUGGAAGAGCUGGCCAGGGAGGUGACCCAGAGGCAAACUGAGAACCUGAACCAGCUUGUCAGUGAGAUCUCCUUGCUGUCCAAACUUACCACUGAGAUGGAAGAGACGUCCCACAAACCUGACCUGGACUUCCUGCAGGAGUUCAAGAACACAUUAGGCAGGUGUGACAACGUGCCUGGCCCCAAACCGGCCUCCGUGUCUUCUGAGAUGAAGAGUAAAGUUUGGAAUAUUUCACUCAAGACCUUUGUUUUGAAGGGACUGCUAAAGAAGUUCAAAGAGGAUCUUCGUGGAGAACUGGAAAAGGAGGAGAAAGUGGAAUUGACAUUGGAUCCUGACACGGCCAAUCCCCGCCUCAUCCUCUCCCUGGAUCUCAAGAGCGUCCGCUUGGGCCCUCGACCCCAGGAUCUGCCCCCCAAUCCCCGGCGCUUUGACACGAAUACUCGAGUGUUGGCCUCGCGUGGAUUCUCUUCUGGCCGUCACCACUGGGAGGUGGAGGUGGGCUCGGCUGACGGCUGGGCUUUUGGGGUGGCCCGGGAGAGUGUCCGGAGGAAGGGGCUCACUCCCUUCACCCCUGAAGAGGGCGUCUGGGCCCUUCAGCUCAAUGGGGGGCAGUACUGGGCCGUGACAUCCCCUGAGCGCACCUCAUUGAGCCCGGGGGGGCGGCUGGCCCGGGUUCGGGUCGCUCUGGAUUUAGAGGCUGGCGCGGUGUCUUUCUAUGCUGCUGAGGACAUGAGGCACAUCUACACCUUCCGAGUGGCCUUCAGAGAGCGAGUCUUUCCCCUCUUCUCGGUCUGCUCUACUGGAACCUACUUACGGAUCUGGCCAUGAGAUGGGGCCAGAGACGAUGAGCCACGAAGAGGAUGGGGCUGAUUUAGGCCUCUGGGCUAUUGGGAGCUGCAGGAUGUCAGUCCUGCACCGGGCUUUCCCCCAACUCUGGCUUUCCAUCUGGCCAUACUUAACUUUGUUUUCUCUGAGAGAUGGGGUACACGCAGCAAAUUAAUGUUUGGUCUCUGUGUAUAGGCCUCUCCCAAAUCCUGGCUUCUUGUCUGCCAUGUGCUGGCUUUUCCCCUCUCCAGGCUCUUGCUGGGCCUCACCACAAGCAAAGCAGCCAGAUUAUCUUGUGCAGGUCUUUGCCCCUUCCCCUCCUUGUCCUGGGCUACCUUUGUUACAGUCUCCCCAAAUUCUUUAGUCCUGCCGCUCCUCCUCCCACUCCAAACUCCUUUCCUUAUCCACAUGCUUCACCAAAAGUUAUCUGUGGAUUUCACCUUGAGGACUGUGGAUGCUGAGGAUGUUGGCAGCUCUCCCCAGGCCUCUUGUGUGGCCAAGUAGCAAGUUUAGACUGUACAUAUCUGCCUGGCUCCCUGCUCCUGGUCUCGUUUCAUCUCUAGAACUGCUCUGUCUCCUUUCCCUGGCUGCUGGUAGCUGGCUUUCCUCUCAGCUUCUUUGUCUUCAUUUUCUCCAGGACCUUAAGAAGGUGUUGGAGAAAGGUGGUAGGAGAUGGAUGAAGGACUAGCAGAAUUCCCUUAGCCGGCUCUCUGUAGGCUCCUGCUUACUUGAAUCUUUGCCCUGAGCUAGCGCUAGUGCAGGCAAGAAGGAAGGCAGAUCUGGGCCUAGGGCAGGACACUUUGUUUUCUCUGUUUUGCACUUUUGUCAGGCUGUAGCCAAUGGGAUCAAAGUGGACCCAAAGGCGAGCAGACUUGGCCCCUUGUCUUUGGACUCAGAGGCCAUCUGUUUUCCUGGCUACAGCUGAUGUCUGGAAUCAGGACAGAGCUGUUUCUAAGAUGUCAGUCUCUGCCUAGACCAGAAUUAGCCCUGGGUUCAUGUGGGUGACUGGCAGCCACUCAAAGGAAUACAUGCCAAAACACAUUUGGGAACCCACCAUGACCCUGCCCCAUCCCCUUCCCUCCCCCACCCCCAGCCACAGAAAAGGUCACCAAUAGAAGGACACACACACAGGCCCAUGAUUGUAGGGAUGGAUCUCUUCCCCCACACAUGGAGCCACACUCAUCACUUUGCAAACAUAGUAACAUCAGUGUACAAACCCACAGGUGUGAGGCACUCAGAACAAUCGAUAUCCAGGUAUUUCCUACCACCAGUGGACCCUCUCAUUGUUUUACCAAAUGAUAAAAAUACACCUUCAUCACCUUUCCAAGAAGCACAUCUUAGAGACUGUCAGCCAUUCACACACAUACUAUCUAGAACUUGAAUCACUGAGUUUUAGCUUCUGGGUCAUGAUCUCCAUGGCUGUCAGGAUGGUGCCUCAGUUUCCCCAGUGGGUGACCUGUGCUGAAGAGGGAGGGGGCCAGUGUAGUUGGGGAGCAGCACAAGAGGGAGAAAGUGUGGCUGUCCCAGACCAGCUUCCCUUCAGGCAAUCAAAAAGACUGACUCGAGUUCCUGGGUUUCUGAGUGGUUGGGAUGGGUGGGAAGGGGAGUGUGUCAUGCAGGGGUUUCUGUGAGUCCAUGGGUGAAUAUAUUUCUGGAUCCAUUCUCUUCUCUGAGUGUUGCCGGGAAUCUCUUUGUGGGCGACUAUGCAAUUCUUGGUGGCUCUGGAUCCCGUCUGUGGGUCUUUGUGUGUGUUAAGGGAGGGCACCCCUCGUCUCCCGCUCCCGUUAUGUGGCUGUGGUUGUCCUUGUGUGUCUUUGGACUAUACGUACUGAUUCGAGCACUUUGGGGUUAAAUGUUACGGGAUGCAGAUUUCCGAAUGUUUUGUCAGUGUGUCUGAAUCCUUGAUGGUGCAUAUCUAUAUGUUUGCAUGUGAGUAUGAUAAAAUUAAGUGAAUGUGUGUCUGUAGUGUGAGUGAAUACUUAUUUGAUUUGUACUGCUCUGGGUAGGGAGAUGGGAAAAGUUUGGCAUUGACUCUAAGCCCUAGAGCAAGAGUUCUUAACAUAGGAUAUGUAAAUUUGUGUUAAAAAAUGUUUUUUGAUAACUAUAUUUCAAUAUAAUUGGUUCCCUUCGUUUACCCUAUGUAUUUUAAUUUAUUCAUUUCACAACAUGAUUCUGAGAAGGGGUCUGUCCAUAGGCAUCAGCAGAUUGCCUAGAGGGGCCCACAAUAUACCAAAAGGCUAAGAACCUUGCCUCUGAGGAAGGCUGUAUGCAAAGUGGUUACUUGUGAUGUCAUCAUGCUUCUGGGAGUGGCUCUCUCUGCUCUCCCAUUCUCAGAAGGGCUGUGGCUGUGCUCAGUGAUGGUCCUUAGUAAGUGGCAGAGGUGAGCAGGGCAGUUGUGGGAGCAGGAGGGUCUGUCCCGUCCUCAGAGCAGAGCUCUGAGAAACAAGGUUGGAGGUGAGCUGAGUUUUCCAGGUUGACUUGGAGCUUCCCUGUCUAAAAUCCAGGAAUCCUGCCUUGGAGCUGAUGGUAGCACCUUAAUUUUUACUGCCCUCUUUGUUCUUUUCAUUGCCCCCAUACCUCUUUUUUUCCAAGGCCUUUUCCUCUUCCCCUCUUUCAGGACACACAUCUGUCCAGAAAUUCCCUCUUCUCUUUAGGGGUCCACGUGUUUCAAUCUUCCAGUUUCUGGGAACUAAAGCUAACUCUUAAAUGACUGUGAUGUGCAUUUAGACAGUGUUAUGUAAAGAAGUCCACAGCACCCAAUUUUUACAUAGAUGCCCAUAUAAACAUUUCAUGAAAAGCAAAUUUCUGCAUUUACAAUAACUAGCAUUUGUAUGUCACAUACAGGUUAGCAAAGUGCUUUACAAAUAUUAUUUCUUUUAAUUUCAGCAACUCUAAGAGGUAAUGGCUAUUAUUAUCCCUAUUUUGUAGGUGAGGAGACUGAGGCUGAAUGAGGUUAAAUGACUUAUCUAGUUUCACAUAGAAACAGGAUUUAAACUUAAGUUUUCUUGUGUCUUAUGUCUGGGUCCAGGCCACUUAACAAUAGCAGCAAUUCACUAGGAAUUGACCACUUUGAAAAUACUGGAGAGAUCACUAGAUUUGAAAGUAGAGGAAGUCCAGACUUCAAUUCUAUCACUUACUAUGAAUCAACAAGCAUUAACUGCCUUCUAUGUGCUAGGCACUAGCAGGCAUCGGGAAUGCAAAUAUAAAAUUUAAAAGUCUGUUCUCAAGAAUAAAAGUAUUCUAGUGGAAGCAACAAGUACAGUAUGUAAGAUAUACAAGAUAAAUACAAGGCAGUCUUUUGGAACAGGCACAAGCAUGUAGAGGGAUUGGGCAAGGCUUUCUCAUAGAACUGAAUUGUAAAGGAAAUGGCCAAGAUGAUGAAGAAACACAUUCCAGGCAUGGGAGAACAGCCUCUUCAGAGGCCCAGAGCUGGGAGAUUGUGAGGAACAGCAAAGAAAUCAGUUUGACUGUGUGAAGGAGAAAAAUUUAACAAAUCUGAAAGGUAGGUUGGAGUCAGGUUUUGAAGGGCUUUAAGUGCCAAAGAGGAGUUUGUAUUUUAUCCUAGAGGUACCAGGAUGUUACUGAUGUAUUAGAGUGUGACCUGAGGAAAACAGUGUUCUUCUCUGGCCCCCACUUAUCUGUAGAAUGAAAGGUUUGCCCUCUCCUUUAUUGCUCUAACUCUUUGUUCCUGAGUCAAAUUAGGGAGGCAUUCUGGAGGAGGUACAGUGUUAGGAACCCUGAAUAAAAGUAGUGAAAUGCUUUGUCAUUGUUGGGUGAGGGGGUAUUUCAGGCAACCUAACAAAUUGUCCAGAGGCAAGAAAGGCAUAGUUAAUAAAAAGAUUAUUGAGUCAAUUUACCUACGAGUUGAAGAGGAGAUUCUCAAGAGAUUAAUAAAGUUAAAUAAUUUGUAUAGAGCCUAGUGAAAGGUUUUAAGACAGGGUUUGGGACUUGUUCUGUAGUGUAAUGGUUACCCAGUUCAGGGACCAAGGAGGAAGAUGGUAUACACACAACUGUAAUGAGAGAAGAAAACUUAGUAAUAGAGAAGAUCAGCCAGAAAGAGAGGUUGUUAUAGUUAAGGCGGUCUCAUUAAGGAAAUGCCAGUAGAUUAAGGUGGUGGUUGAAAACUGAAGAGUUUAGAGUCAUUCAGGCUCUCAUCUCUCUCCUAGGGUAUUAUAAGAGCUUCUUCAUUGAUCCUGAAUUCAUCCUUCAUGCAGCAGACAAACAGAUAUUCUUUAAAAAAAGAUAGAAAGAAAGAGAAGUCAAUCAAUCUACCAAGACAUAUUAGAACCAUAAUUAUAGAUUUAAUGCUAUGCCAAUCAAAAUGCUAAAUGAGAUACUUUUCAGGGCUAGAUAACAAUCAUCUAUUUGGAGGAAGAAAAUAUCCACCCCAUCCAGGGAAAUCAUGAAAAAAGGUAUAAAUGAAUGUAGAAUAGCCUUUUGAGGCUCUUAAACAUAUUACAAGGCAGUAGUCAUCAAAGUAAUUUGGUACUAAUUUGAAAAAAUUUAAAAAUGAGUCAGCAGGAUACAUUAAGCAAGGAAGAACCAGAAAUAUUGAACCCAGUGUUCAAUAAACCUGAGAACAGAAACUACCUAGGAAAAUCUUUAUUUGAUGAGAACACCUGGCAAAAAUUAGUUUUAGGCCAAAUUGCCAUUUUCUAUAAUAAAGUCAAAUGGAUCAUAUUAAAGGUCAUGCCAUAAAAAAUAAUAAGCAGAUCACAUACUUUUCACAAUGUUGAGAGAAGAAUGAAUUAUUAAGUAACCAAGGAAUGGAUAUAUAAAACAAUUUUCAUUAUGUGAGAUUGAAAAACUUGUACCAACUAGAAUAAGAGAAGCAAUCUGUCUAAAAUAUCUUUGAGAGGGGGUUUCUUGUCUAAGAUAUAUGGACCGAAAGAACAAAAUGCCCUACAAACUAACAGAAAUAAAGACCAAAAAUUAUUUUUAAUUUAAGAUUGUCAAAGGAUAUGAAUAGUUCCCAAAGAAGCAUAAGCUCUUAACCAUAUGGAAGGAUGCUCCUAAUUGCUACUAGUAAGAGAAAUGUAAAUUAAAAUACUUAGCCAAUUGGCAAAGAUUAUAAAUGAUGGAAAUAAUGUUGGAGAGUUUAUGAAAAGAUGAAGAUUAAUGUAUUAUUGUGGAGCUGUGAUUUGGAAAACUGGAAAGCAUUUUGGAAAUAGCAAAAUGACUAAAAUGUCCAUACCCCAAUUUGGUUCAGGGAUCCCACUGCUAGGUGAGGUCAUUGACAAAAAAGAAAGGUUCCCUAUAUGCUAAAAUAUUUACAGCUGCUUUUGUAGUCACAGAGAACUGGAAACAAAAGUAGAUGCCCAACUGUUGUGGAAUGGUUAAACAUUACAUGAAUAUAAUGGAAUAUUACUGUGCUAUAAGUAAAAUGAAUAUGGUGAAUACAGAAAAGCACAGAAAGACAUGAAUGGAUUCUAAGAUGAACUGGUUGACUUGGAUGUUUGGGAGGUUGGACUCUAGUCAAAAAAGUCACCAUUUUGUGCUGGCCAUUAUAAAAAGGGAGUGUAUAGACCUGCUUAGGACUUUCUGGGCAUCUCACCUUUUUCCUAACAGCUUCUGGAAUGUUGCCAGCUGGGAGAGGAGAGGGAUUUCUCUUCCCUCCUUCCUCUAGCAGUUAAAAGGCUUUGCUUAGGGCAAAAGCCCAGAGUGCUUACCCAAUUGGCCUGGAAAAAGAGAAUUCCCAAUAGCCAUUUUUUUAUAUCCUGAGUAUAUAUCCAAGAUUUUCCCAGACCAAGAGAUGAUAACAGUUAUGCUGCUAGGUUGAAUAUUAUGGAUAUGCACAUAAGUUCACAAAGAAGGUGUGUGACCACAGAAGAGUAUACUCAUGGACAACAUCAAUCCUGAACUAAUCUGAAUCCCUUCAAAUUAGGAGGGAGGAUUUUCUAGGCAACAUGUUGCUUCCUAGCCAGAAAGGGGGAUAAGGAUUCAAAACAAAACAAACCCCCACCUUCCUAUGGGGUGGUGGAGAGGGAAAUAUAAUGUUCCAAAUAUGGCAGUCAACUUGUGCUAAAAGCCCUAGAAGUGGGUUAUGGAGCUUUCUAUUCAAAAGGAUAAUAAGCAGGCCAUUUUGGAAGGCACAAAAGAUAUAUAAAAGGGAGAUCAUCAUCAGCCAUGAAAGCUAGACUGUAGCAAGAUUGCAAAGGACUUCAUGCUCUACUAAUAUUCUGCCCCUCAAAAUUAUAGAUUUUAUUUUUAAAAUUUUAUAUGUGUUGGGAUUUCCUUCUCUCCACUUCUCUCUUCCCUUACUAUAAACUCCUUGAGGGCAAAAAAGUGGGGCUGGAUUUUUCUUGGGGGGGAGGGGCAGAUGUUGGCUCAGUAUAGUCUAGUAGUAUACCAUCGCUGGUUAAUGCUUAUUAAAUUGAAUUGAAAAAAGAAGUAAUGAAACUGAGCAGAAAAGUGAUGUAGAUUUAAACUAUGGGAGUAUCAGAAAUAAAACAAUGCUUUGUCCAGAGAGCACAGAAAAGAAUUGAGAAAAUGUACUUCUCUUUGGAGAAAUGAGAAAUUUUGAAGACUUAGAUAUGGUUGAUGCGUUUGUUUUUGCUGAAAAAAUUUUUAAAAAUCUUUGUUAUAAGGGAUGAAAAGAUGGAUUUCAGAAAGUAUUAUUAAAAUAAUAUAUCAAUAAUUUUUUAAAAAAUUGAUUUUACUGAUUUUAUAUUUUUGCAUUACAAAUAUUUCCCAUUGUAUUCUUUCCCUCCCAAAGAACCAUCCUUUAUGACAAAGAUUUUUUUAAGAGAAGAAAAAGAAUAAAGAAAAUUCAACAUAACUGGUCAACAAUUGGAAAAAUGGUAUUUUUAAUCCAGUGUUUCACAUGGUGUACAUUUUUUGUCACAGUGCCUGACAUAUAGUGAUUGUGUGUUUUAACUUUUUGACCUAGUAAGAGCUCUAAGACAGAGAGGCAAAGGCUAGGCAAACAGAAUUAAGUGACUUGCCUAGGUCCAACAGCUAGGAAAUGUGUGAGGGCAGAUUUGAACCCAGGACCAUCCCACCAGUCUAGCUUCCCCUCAUAAAUGCUUGUUGAAUUAAAAUUUACUUGAAAGGUUAUGAUCUGCUCUUAAUGAUGAAACCAAUAGUUACAUGCCCAGCUUUUUCUGUCUUUAAAGUUGGCACUCUAUCCAUAACAAGAGAUAAAGACCUGUAAGGGACCCAUACCUCAGCUGAUUCUAGUCUUACAAGGCCCAGAGUGUAACCACAAGGUGUUAAUGAGGAGAAACUGUCAGUAAAAGGGCUUCUAUGACCUGAUCCCUUUAUGAGAUAUGAAAUCUUUCUAAUUUAAGUCAAGAACAAGGAUUGACAAAGGAAAAUUACCCAUAUUUCUGAACCUUGAAUAAAUUUUGAAAUUGGAGAGUUGGAGGCUGCUGUGGCAGAGACUCCUUGCAUCUAUACUAAAGCAGCAAGGAGAGGAGAUUCUCUCUCUUCCCUACUCCCCAGCUGCCAUGUUUUGAAUCAGCUGCUUGACCAGUAGAGAGAUAGUGCAUCCAUAAAAAAGCAAAAACCCACAUUCCAUUUAAACUCGAAGAAAGUCAUGCAAGGGAGGAAAAAUUUCCAAGGAAACUCCUGGCAAAAGAGAAGAGAGAGAAGGCUACUGACUCAAAAGAUACCAUUUGAAUCCAUUUGAGCAACCAGCCCAGCAGAUCCUGCACCCAAGGAGGAACUUUGAAAGGCUUACUUACAUAAGGAGAGAAAAGGCUGUUAGGCCUGACAUACCAAGACUUGGGAGGUGCCUUUGCUACUGUUGUAUCCGACACCUGUGCCUCACUAUCAUUGUACUUAUGGUCUUUGCCCAUUUUCCCACUGAUGUUGUCUCUAUUUGUGGGGGGUUCUCCCCAGUUUUAUGUGAGGAAUGUUUUACACCAAUUGUUCUUGCUAUGUACCAUCAUAAUAAAUGCCUUUGCUAGGAGCAAAUUGCAUUGAGUGGUAGUAUGUCUUUUUUUAAAAAUUAUUUUUAUUCUGAACUUUGACCCUUCCCACUAAAAAAGAGCAUUUCUACACAUACAGUAGAGCACACAACGGAUUCUCUAUGAAACCAAGAAUCUCCAUUUUAUACCAUUUGCUGUUUUUUGAAAAGUGUACAAUAAAUUCUAUGUUACUUUCAAAACUGA